AUGGCGAAUAGUUUAAUGGCGGACGUUCUGGAAAACUACAACAGGCCAGUCCACUUUGCGAAUUUAGAGAAUAAAGUGCCUUGUCCAAAUAAUUUAUGCAAGGGGAUCACGGCCUUUUAUAAAAAACACGGACUUCAACAUCAUUUUCGUAUCCGACAUCCAGAUGUUCAAUACGUCGGGGAAAAGAUUGAACAUGAUGCAUCGAAUAUGAUGAAAAAGUUGCAUGGUAAUGAAACAAGAUUGAUGAUCGAAAAGAUCUUCGAAAGGAGACGUAAGCAGGUAUGCAUUUACAUAUUAGGCUCAUUUACAUAAUGAAUAAUUGAUCAUAUCAUGUUAAUGUUUUUAAAAAUAUAUAUGCAAAACAAUUUUCGCUGAAUUCUGUAUUUAUGGAAUGUUUUUAAUAAUGUUUUGACUAUAAUAUUCAAAGGUAUCAAGCGAUGAAAGGAUAUUUUCUGUCUCUAUGGGUGAAGAUGAGUUGCAAAUUGUGGCAAAACGACCGAACGAAGCUGCCAAAACGUUUGGAAUGUAUUUGUUCCACUCUGGUAUCCUGCCCCAUUACUCCAAGGGUAACAAACCUGUUACAAUAACGGUAUCGUCGUUCGGCUUGCUUGUAAAGUUCAGUGCUUGGUAUAGCUCAAGAGAAUUUGCUGAUUUAAAUGGAAGUGGUACGGUCAUUGUAUUGCAGCCAUGCUUCAUUAAGAAGGUGAACUUGAUAAAUUGAAUGACAUUCCAUUUUACAUUGUAUAUAAAAUCUCCCUCCCCCCCCCAAAAAAAAAAAUAUACAUCCCUUUUUUAAUAUGUACAUCCCUUGGUUUAGUUUCUGAAUUUAAAAGGAGGGGGUAUUUAAUUUUCAUUUUUCUUAGGGGAUUGCAUAAAAUAAUUGAAAAUAAAUCCAAAAGUGGCCCCCAAAUUGUAGUUUAAAGAUCAUAUCAAGUCUGUAUAAUGUAAACAAAUCCUUUGUUUACAUUUUGAACUGCUAUAUUUGUAAAAUAAGACAUACUAACUGAAUAUCUAACACUUUUGUGGGUCGCUAUUUUUAAUGAAUAUAAACUAGAGUAUGUUUCAAUUCAAAAAGUUCAAAAGAUGCAAAAUUUGGGCAAUGUUUAUAUCUGUGGGCCCCCCUUUGGUAUGAGCAGAACUGAUGUGCAGAACGGACUUGACAUGGUCUUUAAAUAAUGCCAAAAUCAAGGACUGACCUUGUGAAAAGCUAAAAUCCGGGAAGAAAUGUUGGGGGAGGGGGUUUGAUGUAUAAUCUUCAAUGUAUAAUAUUCAAAAUUUUACAAAAUCCCACUCCAAAAAUCCUUGAAAUUGCAUUUCAGGGAGUGUAUAUUUCAACACUUUUUUGGUGGGAGCAUGGCCCAACCCCUUAGCCAUCUGCUUAACUACCCCCCCCCCCCUCCAAAAAAAGUAUGCCCCUGUCCAAAAUGAGCAAACCCCCAUAAAAAUAAUGUGAUGAAAUUUUGGUCAAAUUGAUCUGCAACCCAAAAUUCUUUCUUGACUUUUUAACAGAAUCUGGACAGUAUUGUUACUCCUUGUACUCGUGAUCAAGAUAAUCAAGUGCCCGAUUCUGUGAAAAACUCUACAGAUAUUGGAGAAAAAAUAAUCAGUGAAACUGGUGAUGUGGCCUUGGAUACUUUGAGAUCAGUGUUUGGAUAUAACCAGUUUAAAGGUAAACAGGAAGAAGCUGUCAAAACUAUUUUACAGAAAAAGGAUUGCGUGGUAUUGAUGCCAACAGGUGGAGGAAAAACUGUUUGCUACGCAGUCCCUGGCAUUGUUAUGUCCGGUGUUACCAUUGUAGUGACUCCCCUGAUUGCACUUAUUCUUGACCAAGUGCGAAGACUGCAAUCUGUCAAAAUAAGUGUGUGCUACUUAGUAUCAGAUAUGAGUGAGGACCAGUGGUCAAUUGUUUGCCAUGAACUCAGUUUGGCAUCUCCAUCUUACAAGUUUCUUUUUACAACACCAGAAACUUUACUAACUACAAAGGUUCGAAAUUUAAUUCAAACAAUGUCUGCCAGUUGUACACUUGCACAAUUUGUAGUGGAUGAAGCCCACUGUAUUGAUCAAUGGGGAUUCAAUUUUCGCCCCAGCUAUUCUAGUCUUGGAGCUUUGAGAGAUUAUGGUGUCCCAAUUGUAGCUUUGACUGGGACAGCUACUUGGAGGACAGUGGAAAUCAUUGUGAUGCAAUUGAGAAUGGAUAAUCCUGUCAUAAUUAAACAAUCAUUUGUUAGAACUUCUUUGACUUACAGUGUUGUUACAAAAAAAUCAUCUGCGAAAGAGGAUAUUUGCAAAUUGAUCCAGGAACAAUUUCCUGACAUGUGUGGCAUUGUAUAUUGUUCUGAGCGCAGGGACACCAUUGACAUGGCAUAUACUUUAAAAACCAAAGGAAUUAAUGCGACUUAUUUUCAUGGUGCCCUUGAUCCAUUUGAAAAGAAAGUAAAUAGUUCUGCUUGGCUUGAGGGAAGAGCACUUGUCAUUUGUGCCACAUCUGCUUUUGGUAUGGGCAUUGAUAAGCCCAAUGUCAGGUUUGUUAUUCACCUGACAAUACCAAAGUCACCCGAGGAGUACUACCAAGAAGCUGGCAGGGCUGGGAGGGAUGGUGCUCCUGCAUCAUGUAUCAUCUUUUUUAAAUUUGAAGAUAGAGUAAAAAAGCUAAGAAUGAUAUCUACAUUAGAUGAUAAUGAUCACAAGAAUUUGGCACAUGAUAGCCUGAAUGCUAUGACCAUGUAUUGCAUUAGCAAUGAUUGCCGAACACAGCUUUUGUUGCAAUACUUUGGCGAAAAAAUUCCAGAAUGCAAUAAUUGUGAUAACUGUAAAAACACGGAUCACACUGAAUGUAUUGAAGCCUCAAACGACGCAAAGAACAUAAUUAGCUGUGUUGAAUGUAUGUUGCAGAUCAGUGUUAAAGUAUCAUUCAAGGCAUUAGUGUUGACGUUUCUUGGAUCAAAGCGCAAAGAAAUUACGAAAAAGAAGUUUAACGAAGUAGAGUGUUUUGGUGCUGGCAAGGGUAAAUUUUCGUUUUUGACGGCAUCAGCAUUUGUACAGUUGUUGAUUACUAAAAAUAUUUUGAAAGAAAAUAUUCCAAGUAGCAAUGAUGUAACAACUAAUGCAACUAUUUCAAUUGGAGAUGGAGCCGAUGCCCUUUUAAAAGGGGAGAUUACAGUGGCACGAUAA
Paramuricea clavata is the source of this 3171-nucleotide messenger RNA. The record is from the annotation of a GenBank genome assembly. Lineage: Eukaryota; Metazoa; Cnidaria; Anthozoa; Malacalcyonacea; Plexauridae.